Messenger RNA from Radiomyces spectabilis, 675 nucleotides. RefSeq lists its product as uncharacterized. The record is from RefSeq and is a predicted model, not a curated record. The transcript has a single exon. The annotation marks the transcript as partial. NCBI's taxonomy places the organism in Eukaryota, Fungi, Mucoromycota, Mucoromycetes, Mucorales, Radiomycetaceae.
AUCAGUGAUCUUCGUGCCGAACUACGUACUGAGCGUGAGGAACGCCGCCAACUCCAAGCACUUGUUACCAAAAUGCUUUUGGAACAAAGUGUUGCUACGCGUACCGUCAUUGCCCCCAAACCCGCUGCUACUGGUGCCAUGGCAUCCAAAUACGCCCCCGCCCAAGCUCCGAAGGCUGAAUCUUACUCAGACAUCACGAAAAAACACGUUCCUAAAAAAACGAGCAAUCACAAAUCCCAACCUGCCCCCAAAACCAAAAAAAUCAGUGAGAAGAUAGUGGUCCGUACUCUCCAAGAGUCGACCGGCCCCUCUCAAUACAAAUUCAUCUAUGUUCCGUGCCGUCAUCGUUUGCGUCAAUCUGAUGUGCGCAAAAUGCUCUCCACGCUCAAAAUCCAGCAAAACAGAAUACUGGAUAUCCAUUUUCCCAGCCGUGGUGUUGUUGGCCUUUUGGUCCACGACUCCUUUGAAGCUGACCUUCGUGCCCAGUUCACCAAAAACGGUGUUGCAAUCAAGGAUUUCGACCCUCUUGCUCCAGCUGUAAUUGCCGAUCCCAAACAUGCUGAAAAAACAGAUGACGAACGUCGCGCCCUGGCGAAGCAACUCUCAGAUGAACGCAUUCUCCGAGCUUGCACUCGCCUUCCUCCUAUGCUCGGCAAUAGCAUUGCCGCCUUUUUC